This is a messenger RNA of Phaedon cochleariae (mustard beetle), 2451 nucleotides long. Lineage: Eukaryota; Metazoa; Arthropoda; Insecta; Coleoptera; Chrysomelidae. The record is from the annotation of a GenBank genome assembly.
UCAGGAUCGAGCGCCCAGCAGCCGAGUCUGGAAAUUCAGCCUAAUCAAAGAGUCGUCACGAAAGAAGUGGACGGCAGCUUAGCCCUGACGUGCCGACCCAACGUUCCCGACCCCGGUCUGGUGACGCAACUGGAGUGGAGAGAUCCGCUCGACAGGAGGAUAGACACCACGAAUCGAGCCAGUCCCAUUUAUGUCCAGAAUUUACCGGGAGAACCUGGAGCCGUUUUGAUUUUCUCGAAGCUGACACAAAAUCAAGGAGGAAAAUAUACAUGCCAUGCCUUUUACGCCAACACAGAACCACUCACUGCAUCAAUAGAACUCAAUGUGUACAUUGACAUCAACUUCAUUGACGCUCCUGAAAACCAGUAUCCCGUCGUCGGCAAAGACUUUGCUGUCAAGUGCAAAGUGCAAGGCAACCCUGCACCGAUCAUCGAAUGGAACAAAAACGGCGAAAUCAUCUCGACCAGCAAGAAAUACGUCGUUGGACCCGAUCAACUGCUCAUCAAGAACGUCACAGAAGCAGACGACGGUGUUUACAAAUGUAUGGCUAUCGAAGUUACCACGGGACAAUUCAAGACGAGGAACAUCAAGGUUGAAGUUCAAGUUCCACCGAAAAUCCAACCGAUGGACACCAUCACCAUCAUUGAAGGUGAAACCGCCUCUGUGAAAUGCUCUGCUACCGGAAAACCUCCACCGACUUACCAAUGGAUCAAGCUCAAAGACCGCCAAGACCUGUCAGUCACAGACAGAUUCGACGUGAAGAAGAACACCGGAGAUCUCAUCAUGAACCGAGUCGAGUUCAACGACGAUGGGGUCUACAAAUGCAUCGCCGAAAAUACAGUGGACAGGGUGGAAACAACCGUCAAGAUCAAUGUUUUAGUCAAACCUAAAAUCUACGAGCUGAUCAACAUCACUGCACCUAUCAGAGGCCAAGCUGAGAUAGUGUGCAAAGCCUAUGGCAGGCCUCCGCCCAGAAUAGUUUUCAGGAAACUCAGCAGGCAUGAACCGUUCAGAGUAGGACAACAGCUUGAUGACAGGAGGAUCACUUUGGAGCAGCAGUUCUUCCAGGAGAAAGGCGAAUCCUACGGGACUCUCAUCAUAUCCAAUUUGAGCAGGACCGAUGAUGGAUUGUAUGAAUGCAUCGCUGAUAACACUGCUGAGACUGCAUACAAGAAUGGGCAUAUCGCCAUAGAGUUUCCUCCCACGUUUGAAAGAACCAAGGACUUGCCACCUGUUUGGAGUUGGGAUAACAAACCUGGAAACUUGAGUUGCUUACCCGAAGCUAUACCCAACGCCACGAUUAUCUGGAAAUAUGGUGGUAUAGAAAUCCAGGACGGUCCCAACUUUCAGAAAAUCGGUAAUGGCCCGUCGUCUUUCCUUAUUGUCAAACCUUACAAUGACAAACGACUGUUCACGCAGUAUGAAUGCUUCGCCUCUAACAAACUGGGUCAUGCUAGUAUCAAAUUGUUGUUGAAACAAGCUUUUGUACCUGGACCGGUAUCCCAAGCUAAGGCUGAGCAUCAGACGGCUACCACAAUCAAGUUCAGUAUCAUUCCUGCUAAUAAUUUCGAUGGAUUGCCGCUGAGAUCUUAUACUGUGAAGUAUAAGCCAGAAAGAGAGCUGUCUUGGGAUUAUGCCAGGAAUCAUACAUGGAGUUAUGGUGCCCCAUACAUACUGGAAAACCUGACACCAGAAGAAACAUACCACUUCCAGUUCGCAGCUAGAAAUGACGUGGGAAUGGGAGCUUUCCAGAAUGCAGGAUCAGUGACUAUGCCUCGUAGAUCGGUUCCUGCCGAACCGAAAAUUUUGAUGGAAUCUCACAGGGUUAAAGACGAGAAUAACAGCAAUAGAGAAGAUAUGAUUGCGCUGAGUCCAUAUGCUGACCACUUUGAAUUGAGGUGGGGCGUUCCAAAUGAUAAUGGAGAACCAAUCCAAUUCUAUUUAGUCAGAUAUUGUGUGACCGAAAAAAUAAGUGGUGAAUGGCAUGACAGGGACUGCAGCGAACAAGAUCAACAAUCCGUUCAAUACACUCAUUACCAACUAGGAAACUUACAUCCUGACACAAUCUACAAGAUCGAACUGCGUGCUCGAAAUGCUAUAGGAGACAGUUUGCCGGCUCAAAUUAAAGUUAGGACAGCACGAGGUAUUGACCCUAUUGUACCUGUCCAAACUGCGGCAAUGAGUAGUGCAACCAUUAUUGGAAUAGUCGUGGCCGCCAUUAUUUUGGUGCUAAUAGUUCUGGAUAUCACGUGUUACUUCGUGAAUCGUCUUGGAAUAAUAGCGAUGUGUUGCAAUGCAAGGACCAAACAUGCCGAUGAGGAAGAUCCGAAAUUGGGAAGUGAGGAACGUGAGCCAUUGAAGGGAGAAGAAAAGCAAAUGUCUGUGGAAUUCGACGGAAGAUUUGUUCAUUCAAAAUCUGGGGAAAUCAUUGGAAAACACUCUGCAGUUUAG